Molecule: messenger RNA, 1338 nt
Organism: Gilbertella persicaria
Lineage: Eukaryota; Fungi; Mucoromycota; Mucoromycetes; Mucorales; Choanephoraceae
Product: chaperonin 10-like protein
Exons: 3
Coding region: 283-1338 (351 amino acids)
Biological process (GO): alcohol metabolic process
Molecular function (GO): zinc ion binding; alcohol dehydrogenase (NADP+) activity
Source: RefSeq, a predicted model, not a curated record
CUCUAUAGUAUAACGUAUUUUACAUAGCUUUAUUGAAAGAUUGUGUUGAAUUAAAGAGAAAACAAAAUCUGACGGUUAUUAAUUAAGGUUAUUUCCUUUUUCUUGUAAAACAAUGUUUAAAAUUAAAAAGCAUGAUCUUCUCUGCACUGAUAAUGAACGUAAUCGCACUUCCAGAUAUAGAGGCUGAGAUUGAGUGCCUGUUUUUUUUCUUAUAUAAAGCGAGAAAGGUUCCAUGGUUUGUUUCGAUAUUCUAAGAAUAAUAAUAAUAAUAAUAAUAAUAAAAUGUCUGCUGAAAACGAUACCUUCAAUGCUUGGGCCGGUGUUGCCAAAGAUCAACCUCUUGAAAGGGUUCAACUUCAAUUAAGACAAUGGACAGAAGAUUGUGUCGAAAUGAACAUCACUCACUGUGGUAUUUGUGCUAGUGAUGUCCACACACUUGAAGAAGGUGAAGAAUGGGGAUCCACAAACUAUCCUUGUGUUGUUGGUCAUGAAAUCACUGGUAUUGUUACAAGAGUUGGUAAAAAUGUUACCCAUUUAAGGGUUGGUGACCGUGCUGGUGUCGGUGCUCAAUGUGGUUCUUGUCAUGAAUGUGACCAUUGUAAGUCUGGUAACGAAAACCUUUGCUUCCGUAAUAUGGUUACUACUUACAACUCCAAGUGGGAAAAUGGAGAUAAAACCUAUGGUGGUUAUGCUGAUAAAUGGAGAGGUGAUUGUCGCUUUGCUUUUAAGAUCCCUGAUCAUUUGUCAAAUGAAGUAGCUGCCACAUUCUUCUGUGCUGGUGUCACUACUUAUGCUCCCUUAAAGCGUGCAAAUGUCAAUUCUGAAUCUACUGUUGGUAUUAUGGGUCUUGGUGGUUUAGGCCAUUAUGGUGUCCUUUGGGCCAAAGCCAUGGGUGCCAAGGUGGUUGCUAUCUCUAGCGGUGAUCAUAAGCGUGAAGUUGCCAAGGAACUUGGCUGUAAUGAUUAUAUUAAUUCCCGUGACCCUGAAGAUUUGAAGAGAUACACAAAGAAGUUUUCUCAUAUUCUUUGUACUGGCUGUAGCUCUGAUUUUGAAUGGUCUACUUACCUCGCUCUUAUCCGUGGUAAUGGUUACUUCCUUAACGUCAAUGCUCCUCGUUGGAAGUUCCCUGCUAUCUCACCUUUUGUUUUGUUGAUGAAUCAAUGUUUUAUUCAUGGUUCUGCUAUUGGUUCUCCUGCUGAAAUUGAAGAUAUGCUUAAAUUUGCAGAAAAAAAACAAAUCAAACCUUGGCUCCAAAAGUAUUCUAUGAAAGACGUAAACAAGGCUCUUGAAGAUUUCAGAGCUGGUAAGCCUAGAUUCAGAUUUGUAUUGGAAAACUAG